AUGGAACCGGGAGAAGACUGGAAGAUAGAAUAUAGAGACAUCAGCUUCAAACUCAAGUCUUUCAUUCAUGCCAUGGAUUUCCAACCUUCCUUCCUGGUAAUUAUCUCAUUCCUCUUGUUGCUGCUUUGCUUUGUAAGGAUUUGCAAGAACAAAAUCAGAGGGAGAAGUGUGGUUCAUAAGCUUCCCCCAGGCCCACGGAAGUUUCCUCUAAUAGGAAACCUUCACGAACUGGCAAGGGCAGACACGCUUCCACACCAUACCCUUCGAAAUCUCUCACAUGAAUAUGGACCUCUGAUGCACCUUCAACUGGGUGAAAUUUCUGCUGUGAUUGUGUCAUCCCCUGACAUGGCAAAGGAGAUAAUGAAGACACACGAUCUUAAUUUUGUGCAGAGGCCAGAACUCCUUUGUCCUAAAAUCCUGGCCUAUGAAUCAACCGAUAUUGCCUUUGCUCCGUACGGUGAUUACUGGAGACAGAUGAGGAAAAUAUGUUCACUAGAGCUUCUUAGUGCCAAAAGGGUUCAGUCUUUCUCCUUCAUUCGUGAAGAUGAGGUGGCUAAGCUCAUUCAAUCCAUUCAAUUGUGUGCAUGUGCAGGUUCACAAGUCAAUGUUUCUAAAUGUGUUUUUUCGUUUGUAAGCACCCUUGUUUCAAGGACAGCCUUUGGUAAAAAAUCUGAGAACGAGGAUGAGCUUUUGUGUUUGCUGAAGAAAGGAGCGGAACUCACGGGAGGGUUUGAUCUUGCUGAUUUGUUCCCCUCAUUGAAAGCUCUUCAUUUCAUAACUGGGAUGAAAGCUAAGCUGGAGGACAUGCAUAAAGAGCUGGACAAGAUUUUAGAAAACAUUAUCAAAGAGCAUCAAGCAAAGCGUGGCAAGGGAGAAGCAGGAGAAAAUUUGGUUGAUGUUCUUUUGCGCGUGCAACAAAGUGCCACCCUCGAGGCUCCAGUAACCGUCAACAACAUCAAAGCCGUGAUAUGGGACAUAUUCGGGGCUGGGACAGAUACUUCAGCGACAGUACUAGAGUGGGCUAUGUCAGAGCUGUUGAAAAACCCAAGAGUGAUGAAAAAGGCACAGAUUGAAAUAAGAGAAGCUUUUAGGGGAAAGAAAAUUAUUCGUGAGAGUGAUAUAUAUGAACUAAGCUACUUGAAGUCGGUGAUCAAAGAAACCUUAAGGUUACAUCCACCUGCUCCUUUGUUGCUCCCAAGAGAAUGCAGGGAUUCAUGCAAGAUAGGUGGAUAUGAAAUACCUGUGAAGACUAAAGUGAUAAUAAAUGCAUGGGCGCUUGGAAGAGAUCCCAAGCAUUGGUACGAUGCAGAGAAGUUUUUACCUGAAAGAUUUGAUGAGACAAGUUUAGAUUUUAAAGGGAAUAAUUUUGAGUACAUUCCUUUUGGGGCAGGGAGGAGAAUAUGUCCUGGCAUUUUACUUGGCUUAGCUAAUGUUGAGCUUCCUCUGGCUGCAUUGCUCUAUCACUUUGAUUGGAAACUACCCAGUGGAAUGAAACCACAAGAAUUUGAUAUGACAGAAGCCUUUGGAGCUACAGUGGGAAGAAAAAACAACCUAUAUCUAAUACCAACUAUGUAUGACUAUUCCCUUAGUCAGGUCAUUGCCACAUGA
Molecule: messenger RNA, 1608 nt
Organism: Sphenostylis stenocarpa
Lineage: Eukaryota; Viridiplantae; Streptophyta; Magnoliopsida; Fabales; Fabaceae
Source: the annotation of a GenBank genome assembly